Molecule: messenger RNA, 1371 nt
Organism: Astyanax mexicanus (Mexican tetra)
Lineage: Eukaryota; Metazoa; Chordata; Actinopteri; Characiformes; Acestrorhamphidae
Gene: ucmab
Product: upper zone of growth plate and cartilage matrix associated b
Exons: 5
Coding region: 117-536 (139 amino acids)
Biological process (GO): regulation of osteoblast differentiation; embryonic skeletal system development
Cellular component (GO): extracellular matrix
Source: RefSeq, a predicted model, not a curated record
GAGCUCCUGAAUUCCUGACACUGCUUCUUCAGUCACAGGCUCCAACUCAGCUCCCUGCUAUUUCUGUGUGGGACACUUUUGUUUCUGAUCUUCUGCAGCUUGGAUAAAGCUCUAAAAUGUUGUGGACGCGCCUGGCGUUGCUCAGCUGUGUGACUGUGCUGUUUGUCCUCACCUUGUCCCAUGAGGGUAACGGCGCAUCUGUGUCUGAUGGGAAGGCAGACAAGAAAGCAGCAAGCCCACAAGGUGGCUUGAGGGGAGUUUUCAUGCAAGAGAGUGAUGCCAGCAACUUUUUCAGGCGUCGCGGCAGGAGGGCAGUGAAAUCGCAGGAUGAGAUCAAUGCUGAGCAGAGGCAGAGACUGGCAGCUGAUGAAAGAAAGAGGGAAUAUCAUGAGGAGCAGAGGAAUGAGUUCGAGAAUUAUGCAGAGGAAGAGCAUGAUGAGCAAGAUGAGAGAACCCGGGAGAAGACAGAGCAGUGGAGAGAGUUCCACUACGACGGCCUCGACCCUUCUUACGAAUACAACCGCCACACCAUUUAAAGGUGACCAGUGGAGGUUUUUGUCCAUCAGGGGAGGAGAAAGGUGCCAAUGAACCAAAUAACGCUCCCUGCCAGCUCUGUAGCCUACUUACUAAAUGAGCUCUCCCUAGAUUUACUGACCAAAAUCUAGAGCACCCUCUGCUGGACAAAAACUCUUAAAAAAACUUUCUCUUAAAGCAGCAGCUGUUUCUGGUGGGGGGUGCAGUUAGACCAACAGUUAAAGGUGCUAAGCUCUUCUCUGUGAACAAAAGGUCUUGUACCAGAUUUGUGACUGGGCAAGGAAGGAAAUAUAAUAUUUAGUACUUUGAUUAUUUUCUGCACCAUUGUUCUGAAUGCUAAAUGCGUCUGUAAUGAGUGUGUUACAUAGCACAUCUAUCAAAACAGUACUAGUGCUAAAGUUCAGCAUGCUUAUUAUACAAAGUGCACAACACAUAGGGUAUAUUAAUAUUCACAGCUGAUGAUACUGUAUACAUGUGCUUUAUUUUAUUUUAAUACAUACUGGAAAGAUGUAAUACAUGUAUGGAAGAUUUCAUGCAUUGUGUGAUAAAGGGGUUUUAAAGUUGGUAUGAUGUAUAAAUUUGUAAUGAGUUCAGUAUGAGCUACUACAACAACAAAAAUAUGAUUACGCUUUCACCAGUUUAGUUCAAACUGUAGUCAUAUACAAUCUGUACAUCUGUGUAUUUACAAACAGUAAAACUGUCCUACUAAUGCAAGUAUACAGGUAAUACAUGUAGUUUAAUAUGCAGAUUUGUUGACUUGUAAUGGAUUCAACAGAAUGCAUUCUGUAAUGUAAAAAUUCUAAACCAAACAAAUAAAAGUCAAUAUCUGAUCUUAAA